Parasteatoda tepidariorum (common house spider) is the source of this 2801-nucleotide messenger RNA. Lineage: Eukaryota; Metazoa; Arthropoda; Arachnida; Araneae; Theridiidae. The record is from RefSeq and is a predicted model, not a curated record.
GCAAUCAAUCAAUCAAAAAAGUCUUCAAAGAAUAGAACAACUACUGAGUAAAUUUUUCAACGUUUUUCACAAAUAAUAACAAUUGGUUUUAGGUUUUGCGGACGUUAAUAGAUUAAAAUGUUUGAGCUCAUAUCUUUUUAAAACACAAAGUUUAAUAAACAAACAGUCAAGUAAAAAAAAAGUUAUAUCAAUAAUGCAAUUUUCAGCUAAUUCGAUUGAGAUUUUUUAAAAUAGUUUUGCUGUGUAAUUCCAUAAUUGUUCAUAUAAGCUCUCAUGGUUUCUAUUAGGAAGCUUUUAGUCUUACGCAAUACGUGAUGUGAAGAAGACAGUCAUCAAGUCAAUUUGAACAAGAUAUUAUUACUAUACUUUUAAUUCAGUUACUGAUCAAGAAUUGUAUCGUAAUGAAAAUGGAAUGAGAAUAAUCAAGUCUUUUGAACCUCAAGUUACAACUGUUAAUCUGUAGUAUUAAAAUUAUUUUGUUAUUUUUGAAUUCAUUUCUAAUGAUUCUUAUUAGAAAAUUAGCUCUUAAUUCAAACAACCAUACCUUUUUAUAUGGAGUUAUUUUUAAACAUCCGUAUGAAACAUUUUUGAACUUUGUGAACUUAGUUUGUGAUUUAUAGUAGUUCUUACUUUUAUACAAGCGGUGAUAUUGUUCCUGUAACACAAGGUAUUUAAAGUUUCUAUUGCUCAAGCAUAUUUAAUCCUUCAAGGUGUGAUAUUUCACAUUUAUUUGCAGAUUAAACAAUUUUAUUCUUAUUUAAAAUUAAUAUGAUUUCUAUGUGAUAUGAUAAAAAAAAACUUUUUAAUAAUGCAUUAGCUUACGUUUGCAAAAUUAUAUGCUUAUAGCUUGUGUAUACAAUCUGUAAAUACCGAUCUAGUCUUCUUACUGUAGCAGGUGCAAUAUCGGUUUUCCAAAAUGAAUGAACCUAUGAAGUGUAAAAAAAUACGGUUUAAAGACCAUAUUGUUAAUGGUGAAAAACCCUAUUCUUGCGUCAUAUGCAAUAAAGGAUUUGCAAAAAGGAAUCAACUAGCAAAUCAUAAUUUUGUUCAUACUAGGGAAAAGCUCCAUUAUUGUACCACAUGCAAUAAAGGUUUUUCAUUCAAGCAUCAAUUAACUAAUCACAAUCUCGUUCAUACCCAAGAAAAAGCUUUUUCUUGUAAUGUAUGCCGUAAAAGAUUUUCGCAAAAGAUUCAUUUAAAAAUUCAUAGUGCUGUUCAUUCUGAUGAAAAACCUUUUUCAUGCAUCGUGUGUAACAAAAAAUUUACACAAAAAAGUAAUCUUACGUAUCACUUACUUCUUCAUACUGGUGAGAAACCUUUUUCUUGUAGCGUAUGCAAUAAAGGAUUUUCCCAAAAAAGCAAUCUAACUCAACACUCUCGUCUUCAUACAGGAGAGAGACGUUAUUCUUGUAGUAUAUGCAAUAAAUCAUUUUCACUUAAAAGUAAUCUAACUCAACAUCUCCUUCUUCAUACUACUGAAAAACCUUAUACCUGUAAUAUAUGCUUUAAAGAUUUUUCAGAAAAGGGUAAUUUGACUAAGCACAGUCUUGUUCAUGUCAAUGAAAAAAAUUUCACUUGUAGUAUAUGUGGCAAAAGUUUCAAAAGAAAAGCUUACUUAACCAAGCAUCAGUUGCGUAGCCAGAAAUGUCUGGAAGGGUCCUCAAAUCUCAAUAGACGGAAAUGAUGCAAUAUUGAUUACAUUUAGCUAUUUCUCAUAAAUGAUGUUGUCGUGAGAAAUUGCUAUGAUGAAAAUAAACUUUUUUGCUAUUAAUAAAAGAAUAUCUAUGGACAUAAAGUUAUAAACAUUAAACCCGAUACAAGAUCAUUAUGAAAUAAUUUAAAGUAUACUACUAUAAUUAAGAGUAUCAUUAGCUGCAGCUUAAUGGACUUUCUAUGAAAGCCUUGACUCCGUAACCAAAACGAUUAUCCUUAUUCUUUCCAAUAUAUAUAUGUAAAAAAAAUACAGUAAAAGCUAGAUGUAACAACCAUGUAAUAUUACAUAAAUCCACUGUUAGCACAAGUAUUUAAGUCACUGUCAAAAUGCUAGUAUUAAAGGCACAAAAAUUUGUAUUUAUAAGGAGCUCUAACUUACUAUCUUUCUGCUAUUGGGAAAGUUUUUUUUAAUUUUUUUUACACCUUAAAAUAGGAAUAUUAUACAAAAAAAUGGAAUUUUUUUUUUCUGGUUUAAAUACAGAAUAGAGAAAAACAAACAUAUUUCCCUUUUAUAUUUAGUCCUUGCUACUUAUUUAGUUGUGUGGAUUACCACUGGUCAAGUUAUAUCUCUCUAUUUUUUAAAGAUCCUGUCACACAUUUCAAAAGAAUGAGAGUUUUGAUGACCAAGUAUCAACCAUGCCUCGAUGGUUUAGUAUUGAAAUCAUUUUAUCUUAUCAAUGAUCAAAAGUUAUGCUCAUUUUUUAUCGUUUAGUUAGCAAAAGCUCCCAGUUCUGUCUAUACUUGGUAGGCUAAAGCAGUCGAUGAAUGCAUUUUAAAUCUAAAUAGUUGUUCAAAGCAAACAGGAAAAAAAAUGAAUGUAUCUAUUUUAGUUUUUUUUUUUUAAUUAUUACUGCUGUUCUAGAAUUAAAUCAAGCUCACUAUACAGGUCUCCUACUGGACUUUCACUGUAUUUUUUUUAAUGCUGCAAUAAAUACCCUUUGCUCAUUCAUUAACACUAUGCGGUCCGCAUAUAUUUAAUGAUAAGUUUGCCAUGUAACCGGUUCUAUGUAACUUGCUCCGCUUUGUAAAAUAGUAUUUUCUAGUGGUAGCGAAAUUUAAGUUACUUUUAGCUUAGUAUUUUUCAUUAU